Messenger RNA from Phacochoerus africanus (Common warthog), 963 nucleotides. RefSeq names its product olfactory receptor 2AP1-like. The record is from RefSeq and is a predicted model, not a curated record. Gene Ontology annotation, biological process: G protein-coupled receptor signaling pathway. Bases 1 to 963 code for a protein of 320 amino acids. Gene Ontology annotation, cellular component: membrane. The transcript has a single exon. Lineage: Eukaryota; Metazoa; Chordata; Mammalia; Artiodactyla; Suidae. Gene Ontology annotation, molecular function: G protein-coupled receptor activity; olfactory receptor activity.
AUGGGAAACCAAACAUCAGUGAGAGAGUUCAUCCUUCUUGGAAUGACAAGUGACGCCAAGCUUCAAGCUGUGAUUUUCCUUUUUCUGCUCUUAACUUACAUUUUAAGUAUCACAGGAAACUUGACCAUCAUCUUUCUGACUCUGCUGGAUUAUCGCCUUCAAACUCCGAUGUAUUUCUUCCUCCGGAAUUUUUCCGUUUUGGAAAUAUCUUUCACCUCUGUCUUUGUUCCCCAAAUGUUAGUCACUAUUGGAACUGGAAACAGGACCAUCUCCUUUGCUGGUUGUUUCGCUCAGUAUUUUUUUGCCAUCCUUCUGGGAGCAACCGAAUUUUACCUUUUAGCUGCCAUGUCUUAUGAUCGCUACAUUGCCAUUUGCAAACCCCUGCAUUACACAGCUAUAAUGAGCCGAAGACUCUGCUUUCAGCUGGUGCUGUGUUCCUGGUUCUCUGGUUUUUUAGUCGUCAUUGUGCCACAUGCAAUGACUCUCCAGCUGCCUUUCUGUGCCUCCAACAUCAUCAAUCAUUAUUGCUGUGACUAUACUGUACUGUUGCAUUUAUCCUGUUCAGACACACAUUUAAUAGAAGUGAUUGAGUUUGUCCUUGCUUCCGUUACCCUCAUCUUCACCUUGAUGCUAGUGAUUCUUUCCUACACAUACAUUAUCAGGACAAUUCUGCGAAUCCCCUCUGUUCAACAAAGAAAAAAAGCUUUUUCUACAUGCUCCUCUCACGUGAUUGUGAUCUCACUUUCUUAUGGAAGCUGCAUCUUCAUGUAUAUAAACCCCUCUGUAAAGGAUGCAGCCACUUUUAAUAAGGAAGUGGGUAUCUUAAAUACCUCUGUUGCUCCUCUCUUGAACCCUUUCAUCUAUACACUACGGAACAAGCAAGUGAAAAUGGCCUUCAGCGAUAUGGUCAGUAAGAUAACAAUUUUUUUUCAGAAAGUAAGACUCCCUGACAUUCAUUAUUAA